GUGCGCGCCGCGCGCGCGACCAAAAAUCCAAUAAAUACUGUCACGGGUGCCAUCGUGCGGCGCCAGUUGUGCAUUGUAUUUGGUGAACGACGCAGCUUCUCGCUUCUUCUACCCGCAUCAGAGGCAGAGCAACAAAUAGAACCACCCUCUCCUCCGCAAUUCGAAACGACUGUACGUGUGUGUGUUCGUGCCCGUACCUCUGUGUGUGUGUUUGUGUGGACGUGUACGUGUGCGUACUCGAUUGGUGUGAAAUUUUCCUCCAACCAAACAGCGGCAGAAGCGGAAAACGUUUGUUUUUUCCCCGUGCACAAAACCCCGAAAACGAGUAGACCGCCGCGACCGUGACCGCGCAUACAACUGUGCUUGAGUGUGUGUGUGUCAGUGAGUGUGUGCUUGUGUGCGAGCGUGUUUGUUUUACCGAUUGUGUGCGCCACCCAUAUCCCGGGUCCCGGUGUCACGAUAAAGUAACCCGCAGUAGCAGCAGCAGCAACAUUAGCUCUACCUCUACCGCCGCACCCCGCCGGCUGCAACCAAAUACCACAUCACCCACCAACCCACCCACCUACCCGAGCGCUCGCGCUGUAACCGGACAAUCAUCAUGGCGGACAAUGGCAACAAACGCAACAUCCCCAUCAAACUCGGCGACUUCAGCGUAAUCGAUACGGAGUUUUCCAGCAUUCGCGAGCGCUUCGACUCGGAGAUGCGCAAGAUGGAGGAGGAAAUGGCUAAAUUUAGAUCGGACCUGAUGAACCGCGAGUCGAGCUUCUUCGAGACCAGCUUCUCCUCCAAGAAGAUGGCAACAUCUUCCAGUACCGCCACCUCUAACGCGACUACCUCAGCGAAGCCGCAUUCGCAAACGCAAAGUGCCUCGGACAUAAGCUCCCCGUUGAUCCAGGAUGAGGGAGAUAACAAGGUGCUGAAGCUGCGCUUCGAUGUUAGCCAGUACGCACCGGAGGAGAUCGUGGUGAAGACGGUCGACAACAAGCUGCUGGUACACGCGAAGCACGAGGAGAAAUCGGAUACCAAGUCGGUGUACAGGGAGUACAACCGCGAGUUUCUGCUGCCGAAGGGUUGCAACCCGGAGCUGAUUAAGUCGUCCCUCAGCAAGGAUGGCGUGCUGACGGUUGACGCACCCCUGCCGCCGCAGGCGCUGACUGCCGGCGAAACGAUGAUUCCGAUCGCGCACAACUAAGUGACCGACUAACGGUACCGAAGACGGAUGACUUGUGGGCGUGUGUAGGGUGCUCCGGAGCCGAACCAAGAUACAACCUUAACCUUCUUCCCCCAUCCAACCAUCCAUUUUCUUCCUUUCCCCAGUUUGGGUGACAAUACCUGAGAGUGUAAUUGCGACUUUGCUAUUGCGCUUUCCGGUUUGGCACAAUUGCUCUGUUGUGUGUGUCGGUGUGUUAUUGAUGCACCCUUGAGUGGUACGAAGGUCGUGGUCAAUCCUCCGCCGGUGCUGGUGCUGGAAGGGGAUUCGUUUUUUUUCCUUCAGAGCACCCGGCCCCUGCUAGUGGCCGCGGUUGCUUUUCAUCGGGAGUUUUCUUUGCUCCGAACGAUCACGUGUAUCCGGUUGUGGCCUUAUCCGCGACAGUUUGUGCUUUUGCAUGCGCCCUGCUCAACCUUCCAUCCCCUCAGUACAGACGGCAGCAACAAUCAGGCAGCAGGCAAAUGACUGCGCCGCCACAACAGCAACACAUACAACACAACGAGCAUUUGAUUUAAUUUUAUUAGUUUUAUCCUAAGGCGAGAAAGGUUUACAUAACAAACAACAAAUAAAUAAAUGAAACAAAACGCCGGUGCGCGGAACGAGUAGUGCAGCUUCGAAUUGAACUUUGCCACGAGUAUCGAUAUUUUAUUUUUACUUUGUAACCAUUUUGCUUGAAUAAAUAUGUGCAACGUGCUUUUAACAUAA
Molecule: messenger RNA, 1915 nt
Organism: Anopheles darlingi
Lineage: Eukaryota; Metazoa; Arthropoda; Insecta; Diptera; Culicidae
Product: heat shock protein beta-1
Exons: 4
Coding region: 599-1192 (197 amino acids)
Biological process (GO): protein refolding; response to heat
Molecular function (GO): protein folding chaperone
Source: RefSeq, a predicted model, not a curated record